AAUUCCGUCCGCGUUGUCUCCAAGGGUAGGAGGCAAUAUUUCGCUGUGCAUGGGAAGACGGGACAUUUAGUGACGGCGCAAAGAAUCGACAGAGAGCAGCUGUGCGAGCGCGUGCAACAAUGCGUGCUGCGCUGUGAGCUGAUAGUGGAGGGGGAAAUGAAGUUCUAUGAAAUAGAAGUGGAAAUCACAGACAUUAAUGAUAACGCGCCCAGCUUCAGAGAGAUGGAAAAAGAAUUAAGAGUGAGCGAGAUGGCAGCCCCGGGGUCGCGAUUUCCUCUUCGAGAAGCACAAGACCCAGAUUCGGGCCGGAAUUCCCUGCAGGGCUACGAGCUGAGCGGCGACAAGCACUUCUCGCUGGCCGUGCAGGCGGGCCCCGGCGGCGAUCAGCGUCCCGAGCUGGUGCUGGCCAAGGCGCUGGACCGGGAGGAGGCGGCGUUUCACGAGCUGGUGCUGAGGGCGAGCGACGGCGGCGAUCCGGCACGGACGGGCACGGCUCGGAUCCGCGUGACCGUGGUGGACGCGAACGACAACGCGCCCGUGUUCAGCCAGGCGGAGUACACGGUGCGUGUGCCCGAGGACGUGCCCGUGGACUCUGUCCUCGUCACUGUCACGGCCACGGACGCCGACGAGGGUCUGAACGGACAGGUGAAAUACAGUUUCCAUAAAAUUUCAGAUCGUGCUUCAGAACUUUUUAAUCUCCACUCUGAGACAGGAGAAAUAACUGUUAGAGACGACUUGGAUUUCGAGGAAAUCGCCUCUCACGAACUUGAAGUUCAAGCACAUGAUGGAGGAGAGCUUUUUGACACGGCGAAAGUUACUAUCACAGUGACAGACGUCAAUGACAAUGCACCCGAGAUUUCCGUGCAAUCAGCACUGAGCGAGAUUUCUGAAGAUUCCCCGACGGGGACCGUGGUGGUCCUUUUGCAUGUCCAGGAUCUGGACUCCGGGCCUAACGGCGAUGUGCGCUGCUCGCUGGAUGGGGAUGUCCCAUUCCGGCUGGAGAGCUCUCACGGCAGCUACUACAGCGUGGUGACAGCGAGAGAGCUGGACCGGGAGCAGGUGCCGGAGUACAACGUGACGGUGCGGGCGGCCGACGGCGGGUCGCCGGCGCUGCAGAGCAGCGCGGUGCUGGCGCUGCGGGUGCUGGACGUGAACGACAACGCGCCGGUGUUCGCGGAGGAGCGCUACAGCGCGCGGCUGGCGGAGAACAACGCGGCGGGCGCGCUGGUGCUGACGGUGCGCGCCACGGACGCGGACUGGGGGCAGAACGCGCGCGUGCGCUACCGGCUGGCGGAGGGGCGGGUGCGGGGCGCGCCGCUGUCGUCGUACGCGUCGGUGCAGGCGGAGACGGGCGCGCUGUACGCGCUGCGCUCCUUCGACUACGAGCAGCUGCGCGAGCUGCAGCUGUGGGUGCGGGCGGAGGACGGCGGCGCGCCGGCGCUGAGCAGCAACGUGUCGGUGCGGCUGCUGAUCGUGGACGAGAACGACAACGCGCCGCAGGUGCUGUACCCGCCGCCGGGCGCAGCGGCGGGCUCGGGCGCGGCGUGGUCGGGCGUGGAGCUGGCGCCGCGCUGGUCGGAGGCCGGCGCGCUGGUGGCCAAGGUGGUGGCGGUGGACGCGGACGCGGGGCAGAACGCGUGGCUGUCCUACGAGCUGGCCAAGGCCACGGAGCCGGGGCUGUUCCGCGUGGGGCUGCACAGCGGCGAGGUGCGCACGGCGCGCUCGCCGCUGGCCCGCGACGCGGCGCGCCAGAGCCUGGUGGUGCUGGUCAAGGACCACGGGCGGCCGGCGCUCUCGGCCACGGCCACGCUGAGCGUGGUGCUGGCCGAGAGCGUGGCCGAGCUGCUGGCCGAGCUGGGCAGCGCGGCCGACGAGGCGGCGGCGCCGGGCGAGCCGGCCGCCAGCCUGACGCGCUGGCUCGUGCUGGCCGUGGCCGCCGUGUCGUGCCUCUUCGUGGCCUUCCUGCUGCUGCUGCUGGCGCUGCGCCUGCGCCGCUGGCACCGCCAGCAGCUGCUGCCGGCCGACAGCGGCGCCUUGCGCGGCGUGCCCGUGUCGCACUUCGUGGGCAUCGACGGCGUGCGCGCCUUCCUGCAGUCCUACUCGCACGACGUGUCGCUCACGGCCGACUCGCGCAAGAGCCAGCUGCGCUUCUCGGCCGCCAGCUGCUGCGACACCCUCCCGGCCCGGCCGCCGCCCGACGAGCCCGCGCCCCUGCUCGGGGACGAGGACCCGGCCGCCGCCCUGCCCGCGUCUUCUGCCCCUCCCUCGGUGAGUUUCUCGCUCCAGAUUCUCUCCGCGACGCUUUCUUUUGAUGCUCCCCUGCCCUUUCCCCGCCGUGUUCUCUGUCUUGCAUAGGAGAUUUUCCUUAAAGCAUAGUAAAUUUUUUUCGAUGAAAUUCU
Pyrgilauda ruficollis (rufous-necked snowfinch) is the source of this 2399-nucleotide messenger RNA. RefSeq names its product protocadherin gamma-A10-like. Gene Ontology annotation, molecular function: calcium ion binding. The annotation marks the transcript as partial. Gene Ontology annotation, biological process: homophilic cell-cell adhesion. Lineage: Eukaryota; Metazoa; Chordata; Aves; Passeriformes; Passeridae. Gene Ontology annotation, cellular component: plasma membrane. The transcript has a single exon. The record is from RefSeq and is a predicted model, not a curated record.